AUGAGGCAUUACCUACGAUUCAUAGAUCUCGAGGCGAAAUUCGAUGAGCAGGGAUUUGUCCACAAACCCGGUGCUGCCUUCAAACUCGUCCAGUCUCAGCCGGAAAAUUAUGCGGACUUUUACCACCUAGGCCCGAGCAGAACUACAUGGAAUGUUCUGCGGGAGGAUAUGGACAAGCUUAUGCUUGACCAUGCUGUGGAACAGGGUGUCAAAGUGUUCGAAGAGACACGUGUUGAAUCAUUGAUUUUCGAAGGCGGCACGGAUUCCGGGAGACCAAUAUCUGCAUUUUGGAAAAAUAAGCAAGGCGGAUCAGGAUCCAUUAAGUUCGAAUGGCUCGUCGAUGCUUCGGGGAGGCAGGGAUUGAUGAGUACCAAGUACUUGAAGAAUCGUCUCAUUCGCGAAGGGCUCAAGAACGUCGCGGUGUAUGGAUAUUGGAAGGGCGUCACUCGCUACAAGGAGAGCCGUCGUGGGGAAGUAGCUCCUUGCACAGACCGAUCCGGAUGGGCGUGGGUAAUCCCUCUCCCUCAAGGUAUAACCUCCAUCGGAAUUGUCAUGCACCAGGAGACGUCCAACAAGAAGAAGGCGCAGUGUAAAGGCGGUCUCGUGGAUCACUACAUGGAACAACUGAAAUUAUGUCCUGGUGUCCAGACCUUCAUCGGGGAGAAAGGAGAGUUCAUUGAGGGCAGCACUCGAUCCACGUCGGACUACAGUUAUCAUGCCACCGCAUAUUCCGGUGACCACUUUAGAAUCAUCGGAGACGCUGCGGCUUUCAUUGAUCCGUUGUUUUCUUCCGGCGUUCACAUUGCGCUGACGGGAGCGUUGUCCGCUGCGUGUACAAUUCUCGGCGUGCGCAAAGGCCAGGUGACAGAAGUAGAGGCGCAAGCCUGGCACGACGCAAAGAUUGGGAUCUGUCAGACUAGGUUUCUAAUGGUUGUCCUGAGUGCAUACCGACAAAUGCACCACGAAGGCGUUCGUGCGGUCGUCACUGAUAUUGACGACAAGACGUUCGAGCAAGCCUUCGAGUUUUUCAGACCAGUAUAUAUUGGGGAGACGGACACGGAGGCUAAGCUAUCCGAGCGCACAAUGGAGACCUUAAUCGAAUUUACUCGGAGUCUUUUCAUACCGACAACUCAUGAGCAGGAGCAAUAUGUGUUCGAGACGGUUUCACCCGAGCUGCUUUCAGUGUCGGGCCCACUGAUAGGUUCGGAGGAGUUGGAGAAGGUCCUUGAUACCGAUCAUGGUGACGCGAAAGCCGUUCUCAAAAAACUAAAUGCACUCAAAAUCGAACGGGCCGAUACUAGUCCAGACAGUUUCACGUGGGAUGCGGUGAAUGGCUACGUUGUUCAACUAGAGAGAGGAAAGCUGGGUUUAGUCAAGGCAUAG
Fibroporia radiculosa is the source of this 1383-nucleotide messenger RNA. RefSeq lists its product as uncharacterized. Bases 1 to 1383 code for a protein of 460 amino acids. The record is from RefSeq and is a predicted model, not a curated record. NCBI's taxonomy places the organism in Eukaryota, Fungi, Basidiomycota, Agaricomycetes, Polyporales, Fibroporiaceae. Gene Ontology annotation, molecular function: monooxygenase activity. The transcript is spliced from 8 exons.